AAUAAAUAAUGACAAAUUAUUUACAGAUUUUUGUGCAAAAAUUCUUAAACAAACAAAAUGUCGUUGGCCUAUUACUAUGAUCUGAUGUCUCAGCCGUCGAGGGCUUUGUAUAUUAUUUUAAAAAUGAGUGGAGUACAAUUUGAGGAUUGUCCGGUGGCACUAAGAAAGGGUGCUCAUUUGACCGAGGAUUUCAAAACCAACAUUAAUCGCUUCCAAAAAGUUCCCUGUAUAAACGAUGGCGGAUUUAAACUGGCCGAGAGUAUUGCUAUAUUAAGAUAUCUAAGUGCCAAGGGUAAAAUACCCGAACAUCUUUAUCCCAAAAAUGUUGUGGAACAGGCCCGCGUCGAUGAAUUCUUGGAGUGGCAACAUAUAACAUUGCGCAUCACCUGUGCCCUUUAUUUCCGUGCAAAAUGGCUGGACCCCAUGCUGACGGGCAAAAAGGCAUCAGAAGAUAAAUUGGCAUCACUGAAAACUCACAUGGAAACCAAUUUGGCCAUCGUGGAAAAUUUGUGGUUAGAGAGUACAGAUUUUCUGUGUGGCAAUCAAAUGACGGUGGCCGAUAUUUUUGCUGCUUGUGAAAUUGAGCAGCCACGUAUGGCAGAUUACGAUGUACGUGCUCAUUAUCCUAAAAUCCGUGCUUGGUUGCAGCGUGUACGUGAAGCUUGUGGUCCACAUUAUGAUUAUGCCCAUCAAUUUGUAUAUAAAAUCUGUGGAUCGGAGCCAACUAACUAAAAAGUGAAGAAAAGGAGAUAGAUGCUUACUUUUUCGUUUACUAUUUCAUAUGCUUCGUAAGGGGCUAUGUACAUGUAUUCUCUACAGUGAAGUAGUAAAAAUAGUCCAACGACGUUUUAUAUAUCUCUUAAAAUGUUUUAUAAUUUGUUAAUACAUACUUUAUUAACUAAAAUAAAGGAAGUUUGCCCAUUUGGCCGAAAACUAA
Molecule: messenger RNA, 937 nt
Organism: Stomoxys calcitrans (stable fly)
Lineage: Eukaryota; Metazoa; Arthropoda; Insecta; Diptera; Muscidae
Product: glutathione S-transferase theta-1
Exons: 4
Coding region: 58-732 (224 amino acids)
Biological process (GO): glutathione metabolic process
Cellular component (GO): cytoplasm
Molecular function (GO): glutathione transferase activity
Source: RefSeq, a predicted model, not a curated record